Phytophthora sojae is the source of this 685-nucleotide messenger RNA. RefSeq lists its product as hypothetical. Gene Ontology annotation, biological process: regulation of transcription by RNA polymerase II. Gene Ontology annotation, molecular function: DNA-binding transcription factor activity, RNA polymerase II-specific; RNA polymerase II cis-regulatory region sequence-specific DNA binding. The coding region runs from base 17 to 532 and encodes 171 amino acids. The record is from RefSeq and is a predicted model, not a curated record. Lineage: Eukaryota; Oomycota; Peronosporomycetes; Peronosporales; Peronosporaceae. The transcript has 3 exons.
CAGAGAUACAGCAACAAUGGAGUCCGUCGAGCUGCAGACGCCGACGCACGUGCAGGAGCUGCCCGAGUCCGAGCAGCAGCAGACGCAGCAGCAGGCCCAGGCGUUGACGGAGGCGCAGGCCGCGCAGAUUGCGCUGUACCAGAACCAGCAGCUCCAGUUCCUCCAGCAACUUCAACAGCAGCAGCCGAACAACGAGCAGCUCCGCCAGUUGUACAACAGCCAAAUGAUGAUGAUGCCACAGUUCCUGGGAGCGUCGACCCCCGCGGUGGCGGACGCCGUCGAGGAGGAACCCGUCUACGUGAACGCCAAGCAGUACCACCGCAUCAUGGUGCGGCGGCAGCAGCGCGCCAAGCUCGAGGCCAAACUGGGAAACCUUCGCCAGCGCAAGGCGUACCUGCACCAGUCGCGACACAAGCACGCAAUGCGGCGUCCGCGUGGACCCGGUGGCCGUUUCCUGACGCGCGCCGAGAUUGCCAUGCUGAAGGAGGGCACGCUGCGUCUGGAAGACCUGCCCGCCAAGGCUGAAAAGUAGAGCUGAUGCGCGUAGGGCGCGCAAUAAUCCGUAACCGGCCAUAUCUCGCUCCCGUUCCCGAGGCUUGUAUGUAGUAUAGUGUUUUCCAUUCACCUUAACGUUUUCAGCGUCUCCUCUUUCGGUUGUUGCCAAGCCUUACAACUUACUACCGUG